CGUGUGCCGCUUUCUCAUUGGCUUUGUUCCACCACUCUUCCCUCCACCUGAAAACUAGUCUCCUUUUAUUCAACAGUGGAGAGCCCUCUGUCAUCUAUCGAGGGACAGAGACUGGAGAAACAAUGGUGUCGACCCGCAGGAAGAAAGCCGACGGAGACUCGGCCAGUGAUAACUUCAACAGCCACACUAACAUUAGCAUUAACAAUGAGAAUGUAGAAGGCCUUGAACUCGAAGAGAAAGGAACUGGUGGUGGGGGGCCAGGGUAUGAGGAGUUUAGAGAGCAGAGAAUUAAAGAGAACAAGGAGAGAAUGAAGAAGUUGGGCAUUUUCGAUCUUUCUCUCAAGCUUAAGUCUCAAUCUCGCCCAAACAAAAAAGCCCUUCGAAAUGUUUCCACUCAGAAGAAACCUCAAGACCCUUUGACCCUCUCUGCCUCCCCGCGUCGCUCUUCUAGGUUGAAGACUCUGAAUCCAGUUAACUAUUCAGAAAUCUUUCAUCAAAAGAAGCAAGGGUCUGCUAAGGUUCUGGAGAUUCGGUUACGAGAAGGCUCUAAGCCGGAGAUAUAUUCAGAAGAAGAUGAGAAGCUUUUGGGUGAUUGUAACUCAACGUGGACUUUGUUCGUGGACGGGUAUGGCAAGGAUGGAAAGCGCAUAUAUGAUCCAGAGAAGGGAGAAACAUGUCAUCAAUGCAGGCAGAAAACUCUUGGGCAUCAUACCCAUUGCAGUAAAUGCAACAUGGGCCAAGGACAAUUUUGUGGGGAUUGCUUGUACAUGAGGUACGGGGAGAAUGUGAUCGAAGUCAACGAGAACCCAAAUUGGGUUUGCCCUGUUUGUCGUGGAAUUUGCAACUGCAGUUUUUGCCGGAAGGCGAAAGGAUGGGCACCCACUGGUUCUCUUUAUCGAAAGGUUAAAGAGCUAGGCUUCAAGUCUGUGGCACAUUAUUUAAUUCAAACCCGACGUUCUCAAAUUCAGUCAGAAGACUCUAGUAUUGAAAUUUUAGAAUGUGAAAGGAAAGAACUGCCUCCUGCAGAUCAAGGGUCCCAGCAUGCCGCCCAGUAUGAAUCUCUACAUGCAGAUGAGCUCGAACAUAGAUACCCUGAACUUGAACCGGAUGGCAAUGAAGUUGAGAUGGAAGAAGGCAAAAACCAAGUGUUCUGCUCUGGUACUGGUAUCCAUAAUUUAUUUAAUGAUAGUGAUGGUGAUGAUACUGUUUAUAACGUUAAUGGCGCUAAGAAGAUAUAGAAAACAUGGGGAGUGAUAAGACUGGAGAUAAUGAUAGUUGAAGGAAAGAGAGAAAACAUGGGUAUGCAAUGAGUUAGUGAAUUAAACUUGCACAUUGGCACCAGAGUAAUUCUAAUCCUCUGUUAGAAGAAUGAGCGUUACACUAAUGCUCAGAAGAAUUUACAUGCUCUUUCUGAUGAAAAGUUUUCCCAUUUUCACUAGUAAGGAUUCCCAAUUCUAUGCCUUUAUACACAAAGGGAGCACUACUACAUCAAGUUUUGUAAACUUGUUGCCUUUGGCAAGUUAUUCCAUGAUCUUCUUUUCUGUUCAGAAUGGUUUCUCAUCUAUAUUUUGUGAUGGAAUGGUGCCUGUUUACUGUGUACAUUCUCUA
Manihot esculenta (cassava) is the source of this 1608-nucleotide messenger RNA. RefSeq names its product cell division cycle-associated protein 7. Bases 123 to 1238 code for a protein of 371 amino acids. Lineage: Eukaryota; Viridiplantae; Streptophyta; Magnoliopsida; Malpighiales; Euphorbiaceae. The record is from RefSeq and is a predicted model, not a curated record. The transcript has 5 exons. Gene Ontology annotation, biological process: regulation of DNA-templated transcription. Gene Ontology annotation, cellular component: nucleus.